UUUUCGUUCCCAACACCAUAAAAGUUGCUUGUUUGUGUUUUCCUGUUGGGCGUGGCUGAAUGACAACUGCUGCAUGUCGAGAGCCACGUCAGUUGCUCGCUCAUGUCAAACGUCGUAACUGACGACGCGCUUCUUGCUUCUUUGGUCGAUGAGGUGGGAGUUAGUUGUUACGACAUCCAUCCCCACCAACCACACUGCCAUCCUCCCCCAAUCCACAUCAUCUUCAUUCUCAUCAGCGUUCACCACAACGAUACACCAACUCCACUGUGCCCAAAGCAACAUCAAAACGGACCUGAGUGCGUGAACGAACACCGCAUUCUGCUGCGACUUGUUCUUCUUCCACCUUCUGCCAUCGCCAUUGCCAACUGCGUGGUGCUUCACCUUGGACAUCUCCUCUCCUCCUCCUCCUCCUCUUUCCCCAAACCUUGUUCAAGCCGUCCGACACAAUGAUAAUACAGUGACUGAUUCCACAUUGACGAUCAUCCUUCUUUGUUGAGCUGGUCACACCCCCGUGUUAUCCAUUUGUAUCUGCCCCCCUUUUGUUGGGUCCUGUGUGUGCGCGCGGCUCUCGUUUUGAGCCCACACCAUCACAAUGACUCAAGAGCCUGAUCCCAUAUCUUCGCACCAAGUGGUGCCCCAUGCACUCGCCACAGAGCUCAAAGUUCGCCAUCCGCUUAUGGAGGACGUGAAGCAGACGGUUGUCAUGGAGCGUCAAGUGCUGCCGAGCGAGCCCCAGGAAGGCAACAUCGAGUACAAACUCAAGCUGAUUGAUCCAAGCGCUGAGCGUCUUGUUCACCUCACCACCCAGAUGAAAUGGCGACUUGCUGAGGGUGGCGGCGAAGCCAUCUACCAGAUUGGCGUCGGUGAUGACGGCUCCCUGCAUGGCUUGAGCGUUGCCGACCUGGAGGCAUCGCUCGAGACGCUGGCCACCAUCGCCCACGGCGUUGGCGCCACGUUCACCCUGCUCCGCCGCAGCCCAAGCCUCGACGGCCACGGCGUGAUUGCAGAGGUGCACGUGCGCAAGGCCACCGAGGACCAGCAGUUUGUGGACGUGCGUGUGUUUGUGCUUGGCGACUCUGGCAGCGGCAAGAGCACGGUGAUUGCGUGUCUUGCGUCCGGUAAGGCCGACAAUGGCCGCGGAUCGGCGCGUCUUGAUCUGUUUCGCCACAGCCACGAGGUUGUCACGGGCCGCACAGCCUCCACGAGCACGGAGAUGCUUGCGUUUGACGGGCAGGGCAAUGUGCUGAACUACGACAAGGAUUUGAACCCGCAGCCUGUUGCGGACAUCUGUUCGCAGGCCUCCAAAGUUGUCCAUCUCAUCGACUCGCCCGGGCUCGAGAAGUAUGAGAAGACGACGUUGUCUGGGCUGGCGCGCCACGGGCCAGAUCACAUCUGCAUUGUCGUCAGCGCAACACGGGGGAUGACCAGCCAGACAAAGCGACACAUGGAUAUGGCGCUUGCCCUCAACAUCCCCGUGUUUGUUGUCAUCACAAAGAUUGACAAAUGCCGCAAGGACCAGCUCAAGCACGCGCUCGUCGACGUGUGCAUUGCGGUGAAAUCGCCCGGGAGCAACAAAGUGCCGCAGCCCGUCAAGAACGUCGAUGACCUCCUCACAGCCCGCGACCAGGGAAUCAGCGUGGUGCCCAUCUUCUUCGUGUCAAACGUGACGGGCAAGAACUUGAACCUACUGUCGCAGUUCAUGAACCUCCUUCCCUGCGUCAACUCCAUACGUCUCGAGACCAAGUCCCACCUUCCUGCCAAGAUGCUGGUGGAGGACACGUUUAACGUGUCUGGCGUCGGCGCCGUUGUUGCCGGCAUGGUGCGCCAGGGACUCGUCCGCACAAACGACCGCCUCAUGCUCGGCCCGCAGGCUGAUGGCAGCUUUGCUCCUGUCACUGUCACCAGCAUCCACCGCAACCGCGCCCCCGUCUCGUGUGUCAAGGCCGGCCAGGUUGCCUCUGUUGCCGUCUCCGGCGCAAGAAUACGAAGAGGCCAAAUCCUGUGCGAGGAAGAGUUGAUACCGCCCACGUGCCAGCAGUUUGAUGCAGACCUGCUUGUCAUCGACUGCCCUGCAAAACAGACGCUCACAACGGGAUUCCCGUGCUCUGUGUUUGUGCAGAAUGUGCGGCAGAGUGGCGUGAUUGAGCACCUCGGGGUUGAUGACGACGGCGCCGUUGUCUGCGCCACCGUUCGCUUCGAGCACCAGCCGGAGGUCGUGGAGGUGGGCAGCCGCGUUGUGCUUCACAGCGGCUAUUUCAAGGCCAUUGGCUCCGUCACGUCCACAACCCCGCCAACAGCUGAGCGCACAGCCGCAGAUGCAACGGCAGCCAGCAGCCAGCACAUGUGAAACCGUGCGACGACCACGCGUGUCGUCUGUUCCCGCUUCUUUCGUGCUUGGCGCGGCUGCUACCACGUCUUCUAUUCCUGUUGCUGUUGCCUUCUUCCUAUAUGUCGUUUAUGCGCCCUCACGUCGCUUCAGUGUGUUGUGUUGUGUUGUCUGCUUCAUGUUUGCUUGCUGGCUUGUUUGUUUGUUUUCCAUCUGUGUUGAGUUGCUCCUAGCAAUCAGUGCCUGUGUUGUGUUGUUCCUUUCUGUUGCUUUGUCUUGCGUUCUUAUGUCGUGCUUGCUCGCCCACUGUCUCUUCUUCUAUGUUUCGUGUUGACCUUUUGUCUUGUGUUCGUUUGUGUCUAUGACAUUGGGAAUGGCCCAUCGCACGACACACCAUCGUCCAUACACCAGAACAACGACAACCAGCCAGCC
Messenger RNA from Salpingoeca rosetta, 2758 nucleotides. RefSeq lists its product as uncharacterized. The record is from RefSeq and is a predicted model, not a curated record. Gene Ontology annotation, biological process: translational elongation. The coding region runs from base 593 to 2347 and encodes 584 amino acids. Gene Ontology annotation, molecular function: GTP binding; translation elongation factor activity; GTPase activity. The transcript is spliced from 12 exons. Lineage: Eukaryota; Choanoflagellata; Craspedida; Salpingoecidae.